This is a messenger RNA of Anastrepha obliqua, 1192 nucleotides long. RefSeq names its product acyl-coenzyme A diphosphatase NUDT19-like. NCBI's taxonomy places the organism in Eukaryota, Metazoa, Arthropoda, Insecta, Diptera, Tephritidae. The transcript is spliced from 5 exons. The record is from RefSeq and is a predicted model, not a curated record. Gene Ontology annotation, cellular component: mitochondrion. Gene Ontology annotation, molecular function: hydrolase activity, acting on acid anhydrides, in phosphorus-containing anhydrides. The coding region runs from base 37 to 1080 and encodes 347 amino acids.
UUGAAGGUCACCUUUGUUUACAUAUGUCAUUCAACAAUGGCUAAGCGGUUUACUUCCAAAUGGCGAGAGUCAGCAAGCUUAAUUAUUUUAGCAAAAGAUAAAACCAAUCAAGAUUUUCUGUGCGAUUAUAAAGUGUUGUUAUUCAAUCGAGCUCAAAAGGCAUCAUUCUAUCCAAACUCGGCGGUCUUUCCUGGAGGUGUCCAUGAGAGUAGCGAUGCUUCGCCCCUGUGGCUGGACCAUAUAAAUAGUUUCAGAAACACAAAAGAUUUAAAUCUAUUCCAUUGUAAAAAACCACGGCCAAAUAUUUUUACAAAUAAUAUUGAUCAGGAGAUUCCAAGGGACAUAUCGCUGCGCAUUACUGCCAUACGAGAAACAUUUGAAGAGACAGGAAUCCUCCUAUGUCUUGAACGUAAUAAUAAAAUAACUAACAGUUAUGGUCAGAUUUAUGAAAACUUUGAUCGACGUUACUGGCAGUAUCGUGUUCACAACGAUCAUAAACAGUUCUUGGCACUUUGUAAAGAAUUGAAUGUGGUUCCGGACUUAUGGUCUCUACACGAAUGGACUGCAUGGCUUACACCCACAACACUUACAAAAAGGUUCGAAACCGCUUUUUAUGUCGUGGCGAUGGAACAUAUGCCCGAAGUACUUUUGGAAAGUAAUGAAGCUGCGAGUUUUAUGUGGAAGACUCCUGUGGAAUUCGUUACUUUAUACUUCAGCAAAUAUUUGUUUCUUCCUCCACCACAAUUGUAUGAACUAUCGCGACUAUGCCAUUUCACUCGAUUGAAUGAAUUACUUGAGUUUGCGCAAGUACGCUCCCAAAAAGGCAUUACACUUAUGUUACCUGUUGUACAGCAGUGUAUUGACGGCAGAGUGAAUUUGAUGCCGGGUGAUGAUCUUUAUCCUAGUGAUCCUACACAGGAUUCAAGCUCAGUUGAACCUAUCAAUAUCUCAAUAAAGCAAUAUAGAGAAAUGGCCAAGAAUCUGCACCGCAUGGAGUUCUUCAAUAACAAUAAAGUAAUCAUACAAUUGAAUUGUUCCCUUGCUGAUGGCCAUUUACCACCUGUCAACAUAAAACAAUGAAUUAUGAAAUUUUUGAUUUAAUUACAUUGCUGGAAAUUGAAAAAAAAGAAAGGUGCUAUUGUUAUAUAUUUAUGUUGUAUAAGAUGCAGAUGUAAGACCAUUUUUUGAAGAA